UUGCAGACGUUUUGUCACCCUGAUGGGAAAUGGGUUUCUGGAAAUGACACCAACCACCCCAGCAAACUGAGCUAUAUAAAUAACACGCAGGACCGAACACCAACACUUCACCGGAGGCGCACUGAUGAUUUUACCCAGCAGAGUGACAAAACAUUUAUAAUCGAAUACACUGGCUCAGCGACAAACCUCAAUCGAUUUUCUCCUAUGAUGCAAGGCCCAGUGGUGUCACAACAAAAGCAACAAGGGUCAGCACACACUCAUUUUCCUGGGUCCCACCAGGCAGACUCUCUAACCAAGGCAAAAGGAGGCAACAGCGGAGGGGGCAACAAAAGUUUCAUGACCCAAAUCAUACCUGUGUAUGGAUUUGGAUUGUUCAUGUAUGUUCUGUACAUCCUCUUCAAGAUCUCAUCCAAAGGUAGCAUCUCUAGUCCUAAAGUAAGGAAGAGAUGUAGAAGCACCAGACCUGGGAACGUGAAGCAGAAAAUUACUGAUUACGAGCUGGAUCAACUUCAAGAAAAACUGAAAGAGACUGAAGUAGCCAUGGAGAAAUUAGUUUUGAAAAUGGGAGCUGAAUCAGACAAGACUACCUAUGUUACCACUGAACAGGAAGAGAAGUUACUGAGACAUCUGAAGGAAAUCAGCCGAGUAAUUAAGAAGGGGCAACUCUUUGACGGCAUCAGCCCUGAGAAAGAAGCAGAAGAAUCUCCAUACAUGGAGGACUGGGAAAGUGGAGAAAAAUCUUUUGACACUAACAGUGGUCCUGAGGAAAUACACCAGAAAAGCAGUGAAUCUGGAUGCAGUUGCACGUGUGAUACCAACCUAAAUAUUUCUGAGUCGAAUGAGCUUUCUGCAGAGGAAAUAGCAGAAGGAAUAGGCACAAGAGAAGAUUAUUGUCCCUCAAGUGCAACAAUGGAAGAUCAAAUAAGACAAAACAAAAUAGAUCAAGUAUUGGAUCAUCAGCCAAGCACACAGAUUGGUGUGAGUAGCCAGAAUGGCGGUGUUCAAGUAGAAGAACUCCAGUGUGAAGACUGCGAGUAUUUUAACCAUGAAAGUGAUGACCCAGCUAUUUUUGCAGAGAAUUUUGUCACCAGCUCUGAGGAAGCCAGUGAUGCAGAUGAUCAAAUCAGGGAUGAAUCUAUUAAGAACAUUUCAAUUAGUGAAAAGGAGCAAGAAAUCACUUGCAAAAAUAAAGGUGUACUGCGAAAACGCUGCAAGAAGCAAAUUUUCCUGAUGACUGCAAGGCUUUGAUGAAGAGGAGUUUACCUGAACUUCCAGAAGGCACUCAAUAAAAGUUCCAUGUAAGAUAAUGUUGGCUACAAAUCAAAUCUUGUGGAAUCAAAAGCAAAUUAUGAACCUGUUUAAUUAGAUAGUAAAAGAUAGGAUAAAUAGUGUAUGUCUGAAAUGGAAGAAAGUGACAGGUGGCGAUCUUGGCUAACAUAACAGAGAGCUGUAAAUCCAAGUCUGCUGGACACAUUAUAAUGAAGUAGUAAGUAGGUGGAUAGCACUGUUAAAUUACCAAGAGCUAGAGAUAGAUGAAGUGAGCUGACAAAAGUGUAGCAGUUAGAUUUAUUUACCAGUAGACAUGAGGCCAUUCAUUUUGAAUGUAAAAAGGAAUGAAAGGGCCUGUGAGUCAGACUGGAAAUUUUUUAAAAGUACAAGCUGAAGGCAAGGGUGGAGACUGAAGAAAAGUGUGAGCACAGAGGUGGAAUGGAAUGAGUCUCCACUGCAAUUACAUUACAGGAAUAAAUAUCAUGGUGUGAGAGUAUUUGGUAAGAUUUUAAUUUAAUCUAAAUUAAUUACCUAUCAAGUCAUGCUUGAUAGUUUAAUCCGUAUCUAUGUACGAAGAAGUACAAUGGGAUCUUGAUCACAUGUGCCAAUGGGCCAAUGAGUGGUGGAUGGAGUUUAAUUCAGAUAAAUGUGAGGUGCUGCAUUUUGGAAAGGCAUAUCAGGGUAGGACUAGUACACUUAAUAGUAAAGUCCUGGAGAGUGUUCCUGACCAAAGAAAAGGUUCAUAAUUCCUUGAAAAUGGAAUUGCAGUUAGAUAGGAUAGUGAAGAAGGCAUUUGGUAUGCUUGCCUUUAUUGGACAGUGCAUCGAGGAGAGGAGUUGGCAGAUCAUGUUGCAGCUGUUCAGAACAUUGGUUAGGCUACUAUUGAAAUACUGCAUUCAGUUCUGGUCUCCCUGAUACGGGAAGGAAGUUUUGAAAAUCGAAAGGGUUCAGAAACGAUAUGCAAGGAUGUUGCCAGGGUUGGAGCGUUUGAGCCAAAGGGAGACACUGAAUCAAGUGGGGUUAUUUUCCCUGGAGUGUCAGAGGAUGAGGGCUGACCUUAUAGAGAUUUAUAAAAUCAUGGCGGGGCAUGGAUGGGGUAAAUAUCAAGGUCUUUUUCCCCAGGGUGCGGAGUUCAGAACUAGAGGGCCUACGUUUAAGGUGAGGGGGGAAAGUUAUAAAAGGGACUAAGAAGUGAAUUUUUCACACGGAGGGUGGUGCAUAUAUUGAAUGAGCUGCCAGAAAACGUGGUGGAGACUGGUACAAUUACAACAUUUAAAAGGAAUCUGGAUGGGUAUAUGAAUAGGAAGGCUUUGAGAGGGAUAUGGGCCAAAUGCUGGCAAGUGGGACUAGAUUUAUUUAGGAUAUCUGGUCAGCAUGGACAAGUUGGACGGAAAGAUCUGCUUCCGUGCUGUGUAUCUCUAUGAUUCUAUGACUCUAUUUUACUUGAAGGCCUCAAUCCUUCCAAAAACCUAAAUUUGGUUUUGAUAGUUUUGCAUACAGUUGUGACACUAAUUAUAAUUUUAUUAAGCAGGCAUGUGUGCAGUUGAGGCAGAAAUAUAGAAAUUCAUAAUAUUUUGCAUCUAAGUGCCACCACUCUGAGGCUGAAACAGAUUGUUUGAACACUUUUAAUUCUGAGGUGAGUUUCCAACUAUAGGUAUGGUCCAUCACUAAAACUGAUUUCUUCCACCUCUGCAAUGCUAUUUUUCUCUGGCUUAGUGUAAAAUCACCUCCUGCUCAGACCCUUUAUUUGUGUCUUUGUUACCUUGACACUUGACUAUUAUUAGUGUUCACCUGAGCAGCCUUUCAUUUUCCACAUUAUAGCAACUUGAAUUCAUGCAAAGUUCUGUGGCCAUAAUCUAACUGACAACAAGUUACAUUAACCCACCUGACAGUGUCUUCACUGGCUCACUGUGCAGCAACAUCCGUAUUUAAAAUUCUCAUUCUUCUUUUCAUAUUCCUCCAUGUGUUUGUCCUUCAAUAUUUUAGUAACCUCUUCCAACCCCACAACUCCUUGAGAUUUCAGUGGGCCUCUAAUUCUAGCCUUGUGUGUGUCUUUGACUUUAAGCAUUUCAUCAUUGCCAGCACGGCUUCAGUUUCUGAAGCCCUUUUCCUCGAAUCUAACAAAACCCAAACUAUUUCCAGUGUGAUUCCAUUCUAACACUUGAAAAUUACUGCAAACCUCAGAUGCCAACACAAACAAAGAUACCUAGCGGUAUUAUCGCCGGAUAGUUAAUCCAGAGACCCAAAUAAUAUUCCCAGGAUCCAGGUCCAAAUCCCGCCAUGGCAGUAAAACUAAAAAUAAAAUAUAAAAAUAUCUGGAAUUAAGAGUCUAAUGACAACCAUGAAUCGAUUGUCAGGGAAAAACCCAUCUGGUUCACGAAUGUUCUUUAGGAACGGAAAUUACCAUUCUUACCUGGUCUGGCCUACAUGUGACUCCACAUUCACGGCAAUGUGGUCUGAACUGCCUUCUGGGCAACUAGGGAUGGGCAACAAAUGCUGCCCUAAUCAGUGAUGCCCUCAUCCCUUUAAUGAACAAAAAAAGAAGCUGGACAGUAACAUUUAAUAUAUGACAGAGAAAAUAUGUUUCUAAAGCUCGCUGUAAAAUAUUAUCACCAGUUCAUUACUUCAUUUGAGAUACUCCAGGUCAUAGACUCAAGGAGAAAUGCAGCUUGGGGAUCAUGAUCCCAGACAAAUGUAGGAAUCCAGACAUUCUGUAAUGGCGGGUAACAAAAUUGGUCUUAGACAGAUUGCAGUUUAGCAUUGCCAUCAGAUUCCUGAUCAGGACCAGGAUCUGCGUGGAAAUUAGAAAGCUCCUGAACAAGGAUAGAACAUAGCUCGCAACAAUUACGAAUUAAAAACUGAAAAAACUGCAAGUGCUGGAAAUCAGAAGCAAAAACAGAAAUUGCUGGAAAAGCUCAGGAGGUCCAGCAGUACCUGUGGAGGAAAUCGAGGUUAACGUUUCGUGUCCAGUGACCCUUCUUCAGUGCUGAAGGCAGUUAGGAAAAUGUUGUCCUUUAUUUAGAAGAUGGGGGGGGGAGGGAUGUGAGGGUUUUAAGGGGUAAAUGAGAGGUGGUGACAGAGACCAAAGAGACAGAACAGUUGGACAGACAAAAAAAGUGGAUAUCAAUCAUCCUAGGAGAAUGAAAAGCUAAAAAUGGAGACGAUUAGUGGCUAACAAAGUGUGUGUAAUAGCAGACCAUGUGAUGACAGGGCUUGGUAUGUGGGGGUUGAGGUAAGGACAGGGGAGAAGGUGCCUCAAGCCCUAAAAUUGUUGAACUCAAUAUUGAGUCCAGAAGGCUGUAGAGUUCCGAAGUGGGAAAUGAGGUGCUCUUCCAGCAUGUGCUGUGCUUUACUGGAGCACUGCAGGGGACCUGAGACAGAGAUGUUGUCCAGGGAACAAGGUAUUGUGUUGAACUGACAGGCAACUGGAAGCUCCAGAUCCGGAACAUUAACCGUGAUUUCCUCCACAAAUGCUGCCAUUCUGUUUUUGUUUGCAAUAAUUACUAGUCACUGAUUUCCAGCAUCCACAGUUCUUCUAGUUUUUAUUUAGCAUUUAACUCACUGCUACAUGUUAUCUGGUGGCAACUGAAUUGGUCACAGGCAGCAGUCCAUAGUACAAAGAGAGAAAUGGAGACUGAGAGCUAAGUAAUGAUGCUAGUAUAGGGUACUAGGGUGUAGAUUGAAGAGCUUACUACCCCAUCUGCUGCAUAUUUUUCCAUUAAUGGUACUACACAAGUGUAAGUUGUUGUUGAUUUAACAUACAAGUUUAUGCUUUACUUGAUGCUGGAAAGUAAAGGCCACAAGAAUACUCUGGUUGCUACAGAAUAGGAAUGUCAUAGAAUUUAAUCCCAAAGCAACGUUAAAAAUCAGAAUGCAUUGGAUCUCAAAAUAUUUAUCAGAAAAUGACUGUCAGAAUGAUCUAAACUAUGAUUGCCCAUUAUUUAUUGUGCCUAUAAAUAUUUAUUUUACUGACCUAGUAAUCCAGAGGAAUGGAUUAAUGAUACAAUAAAUAAAUCUCAGUCAACUAGUAUUAAUUCCAGUAUGGUAGUUGGAUAAUUUAAGAUCCGGAAAUAAAAACUCGUAACAGUAAUAGUGAUGUUAUAAAGCAGAGGUUGACACCCCGCAUCCCCCUCCCUGAGAACUAAAACCAAAAUACCCAAAGAGAAGCACAUCAUCCUAUAAUCUGUUAAAGGAGUGUGAAAAAUGGUGUGACCUGCUUUUCAGCAACUUCUGGUGGUUAAACAAAAUAAAUCCCUGACACUCACUUUAAAACCAACAAGAAACAAUGUAUUUAUCUACCGCUGGAGAUAAACAAGUUAACUAAACUAUUAACAAACUGAACAAAUACCUUCUAACUAUUAACUAUCCUGAAUAAAGCAAGAUUCUGAUGGAAUGCUGUUCCAAUAAAUACAUAUCCCACUUAUAUUUUUUUAAAAAUUUGUUUGUCAAGUUAAAGCCAGUUUGCGGGUCUUCCGGAAUGUUCUGUGCCUUCUCAAUCAAUUCUUCUGUCAGCCAUGCCUUCUCCCUCAAUUCUUCUAUCAGGAAUGUCAACUGAUUGCACAGUUGGUACCAUUUUUAUUUUGAUGGUCUAAGACAUAGAGAUCCGAAGGAGAUUGUGAGAGUCAGCUAUUCUGUUGCGAGAGUUGAGGGCUUUUAGCUCUGGUGGAUGGCAGUUAGCUCUGGGUUCUUUAUCCAACUGCCUUCUUUUAUACCCUUGAUGACAUAUCAGUAUUUCUUACAACAAGAUUGGUUCUGUGUUGUCAAAACCAUCAGACUUAAAUUUGAUAGGUUUUUAGUAUCUAGUUACCUGGUUCAAAUUGAUUGGCUCAAUUCAAAAACUUGUUUUGGCAAAAACUGCUGUUUGGCCUGCUAACUGUGUGGCCCUUGAAUACGAAUGUUUCAAUUCGAGUGCUUUCUGUGUACUUGCAAACUUUCAAGAUACUGCUCACAGACUUUUUUUUAGAUCUCUAAGCAUAGAAAAAGCACAGCAUCGUUUAAAGGGACCAUGUGAUGCUUUCCCCCUACAAACACAAAUUUCUAACUUCCCGCCUCCCAAUCAUACACAUUCUACCCAACUUUGCUACAAUGACCACGAAGCCAUUUGAUUUUUGUAAAAAAAGUCUCAUGUCUUUUAUGGAAGAAAACCUGUAAUUCUUACCCAAUCUAUACAUGAUUCCAAUCCAAUACCAAAAUGGAUUGCACUUGUUUUGAAAUUCAUUCACAGAAACGUCGGUGUCACUGGUUCGGACAACACUGACUGCCCAACUGCAAUUGCCCAGAGGAUAGUUAAAUGUCAAAC
This is a messenger RNA of Stegostoma tigrinum, 6568 nucleotides long. RefSeq names its product RIC3 acetylcholine receptor chaperone a (gene ric3a). The transcript has 7 exons. Gene Ontology annotation, biological process: protein localization to cell surface; synaptic transmission, cholinergic. NCBI's taxonomy places the organism in Eukaryota, Metazoa, Chordata, Chondrichthyes, Orectolobiformes, Stegostomatidae. The coding region runs from base 205 to 1248 and encodes 347 amino acids. Gene Ontology annotation, cellular component: neuron projection; intracellular membrane-bounded organelle; neuronal cell body. The record is from RefSeq and is a predicted model, not a curated record.